GCACCGGACGGUCAGCUCUACCCUCGAGAGCCUAAAAAGCGAGCUCUGGUCGACCGGUGCCUCAACAUCGACAUGGGUUUGGGCCCACAAAUUGGCGAACUUAUGAGGACUAAAAUGUUCGCCGGAGUGGAUCCGCCACAAGAUGUGGUGACAAACCUGAAGAAUAAUCUCAAGGUUUUGGAUUUAAUAAUUGGUGCAAAUCAUUACGUGACGGGCGAUGAGUUGACAAUUGCUGACCUGUCACUGUUAGCCACCGGCACAUACAUGGAUUGGUUGGAACUGGAUGUAAGCGAAUUUGCCAAUUAUAAGCGCUGGUACACCACUGUCCACAAGGAAUUGCCGUAUUUCCAUCAAAUCAAUACCUUCUCGAAGGAGGAAAGGGAGGCUAUGGUUGCGAAGGGUAGAGCCACAUAUACCCCUAAAAAAUAAACUUUUAAUAUACAUUGUAUCAAGUGAAGUCCAGAUAUUAAAUGUAAUACUGUAUUAUAUAUGAAUUUUUGCUUUAAAAUUUAAAUUAAAUAUAUUGUAUUAUGC
Messenger RNA from Oppiella nova, 534 nucleotides. NCBI's taxonomy places the organism in Eukaryota, Metazoa, Arthropoda, Arachnida, Sarcoptiformes, Oppiidae. The record is from the annotation of a GenBank genome assembly.